GUCGAGGAUUGCUCGGAACCGCGUGACACGUUUUCCAUUCACAGCUGUUUAUUAAUACGAGGGAUAUACGUCUCAGGAUUAACCGCUCGUUUCCGCCCGCAUUAGGGCUUCAAUCGUUUCACAAUGCGCGGGACUAAUUCGGAGUGACAUUGAAACUCAAAGCCAAUUAUUUCGACUCUCUUGUCGAGGAAUAGUGGAGAAAAAACAUUGGUAUUGAAAAGUUUCAAUUUCAUUUAAAAGGAAAUACAAAGCACUUGAUAAAAAGGAGAGAAGCCGCUCGGGGGUUUUAUCUCCAGUAAAUCACUCUUCUCGUUGUUCAGUGAACUCAAAGGUUGGUGCGGAAUUGAGAGUGAUAUUGUGUGGGUUAAAACGCCGGCCUCUGGACCACUUAUCAAACGAAAUGAGAUAGACGACGGUGCGUGAUAUAAAAGAUAAAUUAGUCAAGAGUCAAGAAUUGAAAAUUGUUUUUUUUUUAAGGUCUCUAAUUAUGUUGAGUGUUGACGUGAUUAUCAACGGAUGUGCCAUGCCACUGGGAUACGUUUUGAAUAGUCGGCAAUUGUGAAUAUUUUUUUUAUUUUUUUUAUUAUUAUCAUUAUUUUUUUUUGUUGGGGGGAGGGGGAGAAAGGUCUGGUUGUUUGAUUGAAAUAAUCACUGUGAAUCAGUGAGUGAGAGGGACCACGAGGUAACAAUAGAAGCGUGCAAGUUCGUAGUGAUGCCGUGAUGGGGCGCGGCUCGAGCUCCUUCUUCAUAACCACAACCCUCGUGGGCGCACUUGUCUCAAACAUCCUGAUACUUGAGACGUGCGGGGCUAAUCGCGUACGACAAUAUGGCUCAACAGACUCACCAAAAGGAGGUGGAACCAUCAAUGAGGCCGGAGUUUUUGCCCUGCGUGGUAGACAAGAGGGCAGUAGAAGAUCUAGAAGAACCACCACUAGCACACAGAGAACGACCGCCUUAGCCGUUGCCCCAACGACACAGACCUCAACAUCCGAGGAUGUUGCUCAACCCGCUGCACUUCUAGCGCCAGAUGAUCAAACAUGGUUUGUCGCUUCUACUCCAACACCCGACCACUUUCCAUUAUCAAUAGCCACUUCGAGACUACCACCACUUGAGAUUGUUGUCAAACCAGCGGACAAAGUCAUCUUGCCCUGUGAACUGGGGGGAAACUAUUCCACAUUGCUGCCAAUCACAAGCAGGAGUUAUCGGGCCAGACCUGCCAAGUGGCUGCACAAUGACAAGCCAGUUGACAUGAUAACAAUAAAUACGGAGAAAGAGAUAAGUGGAACGGGUCACAGGUAUAUCGGAGACUCAAUCUCAGCAUCACUACAUAUUGAUAGUGCUAGACUCGAGGAUGAUGGUCUGUGGAAAUGUAUCAUAGAGACUGAUCGGGGUGAACUGCUUGCUGGGAGACUGGUCAAACUUGUCAUUCUGGAGGCGCCACGGGGGACUUAUCUGCUGAUAGAUGGCAGACGCUUGGACCCAGGAAAUCAGUUUGUACCGGUGAAGGAGGGCUCAGAUCUGACACUGGAAUGUGCUGCUGAGGGUGGCAAUCCACCUUCAAUCUUGUCCUGGGGUAUGACACUCUCUCAAACAACUCUUGAUGGCCCUGAACAGCCACCGGACAAUCUCACUGUUGUACCGUCUGCACGAGGCGGCCACAGUGGUGCACAUCUCAAGGUGCUGAGGGGACAUCACAAUGCAACGAUUAUAUGUACGGCACGCCAUGUCACAUUGACAAUGCCAUUGAAUGCAAGCAUACUCCUUGAUGUUCAGUAUACUCCGUCAUUCGCAAUAACGCGCUUACCCGGCUUUGGAAUACCCAUCGUCGAGGGGAUAUCCGUUAGUCUGAAAUGCGAAGUAGACAGCAAUCCGUCAAGUUUACCAGUGUGGCAACGUGAUAAUGGGCCACCACCAGUGGAGCAGAGUGACGAUGGCUGGCUAAACUUCACGAAAAUCAGUAGAAAUGACAGUGGCUGGUACAAGUGCUACACGAGACACAUUUCAGGGGUUUUCUCCAGCAUCGGAUACUUCCUCCAUGCGCGAUUAAAUCCGGAUUCGGAGCUGGAGGCGGAGGCGCUAAAUGGCGAGGCGACAGACUCGAGAAAAGUGGAAGUACAAAUUGGUGGUGCUGUUACGCUUGAGUGUGAUGGUGGAUGUUGGGGACAUGGGUCAGGUAUGGAGCCUGCUGGGGGGCCUGGUGCAUUGGUUUUGGGGAGAGUUGUGUAUCAAGACGCUGGGGAGUAUCGAUGUGUGGCACCAGAUAGAAAAUUACAGGAUACGUGGAGGGCACAGCUGCCUUAUCACAUCAAAGUGACAGGAAGACCGAUGGUUCAUCCAGAGUCCCAAACCGUAACAGUUGCUGAGGGUGAGACCUUGAAACUUGCCGUUGAGUUUUGCGUAGAGUCCUCCUACACCAAACUUCUCUGGCUGUCUUCCGAGAGUGUCUACACACCUGGAGGCCAUAUACGAAAAGGUGUUCGUGUCUUAGAAGUCGAGCAUGGUGGUACUGUAGCUUCAUGCUUCAGGACAAGCCUGCAGAUCGAAGCCGUCCAGUUGUCCCACGCGGGUGAGUGGCUAAUGAUCGUACGAUCACCCUCCGGUACCGCAGAUGCAUCCAUAUCGGUAAACGUGACACAAGCAUCAAGCUUCAGCAAUGGCCACAGCCGUGUCCACACUAGUCCAAUUGUUCUCUUCUGUCUCACUCUCUUCCUCCAACUACAACCGAAUUAAUUUACCUUGGAACAUUUUGUGGUGGUAAACACUUCAGUAUGUUCUAAUGUUGUUUACGGACGAUUCGACUGUCGAUAAUUCAUCAGUGGCUGCCACGUACAAACCCCCAGCGGCGGUUUUCACUGAUUCAUCCACGAAAUUAUCCGGUUAACGGGGGAAUAUUCGAGGUUCAACGGAAUCAAUUUCAUGUUUCAUGUGUUUAAAUAAUAUUUGGUUACUGAGGGGAGGGAAAAUACUUCCGUGUUGUGAGACAAGAUUGAAAUCAUUUAAGAGUUUCCAAACACUUUCUUUUCAUUUAUUCAUUUGGAAUGAAUAAAAACGCCAAUGAAAUUAAAAUAAAGUUUAUUUCAUUCACCGAUAUAUAUUUUUUUUUUCAUAUUUUUCCCCUCAGUAAAUCAGAAAUAACAAUUAAAUUCAUUGCCAUUUUUUGGAAUAAAAAAUCUCAAUUGUAACCGGCCUUACCUAGUAAACAAAGCGGCAUAGACACUAUAAAACAAUUAUUCGAUAUUAUAAUCGCUCCCUCCCCCAAGUAAUGUAAAUAAUUGUAUAGAGAAUCAUUUGUAAGUGAUAAUUAAUAAUGAGAGAGACUGUUUGUAUAAUGAAUAUGAUGGGUAUAACAGGGAAGUAGAAUUUGAGGGUUUCGAACUGGUAUUGACCAAUUGUUUUAUCCACUGAAUUAAUCGCUGAACAAAUAAUUCAAUUGGAAAAUGAUACUGAAAGAAUUAUUAGUGGUCGUAUUAAUUGAAUAUUUCGUUAAAUAAAUGAAUAAUAAUUCCACUAUACUGCUGUGUUGUAAAUGCAGGUGAGUUUAUUCCUGCGAAUAAAAUGUUUUUGUAACAAAAUAAUUCAUAACUAUUGAAACAAUUUUAUUGCGAAUGACGAUAAUUGUUUCGACUGCAUGAAAUAAUCGGUCUGACAAUUAUUGAAUAGCUCCAUUGUCGAGCUUUAAUCAAUAAAUCGUUGUAAAUUCAUUUGUUCAAAUAAAUUUGUAAUGUGUAUAUAGUGAAUGUAUAUGGGUUUUAGAUGAACGUAUGUUGUAUCGAUAGUUGGAGGUGAAAAUGAUUAGGGGAUAUAUUUAUGAUUUGUUGAUAUAUUUUUAUAAACUUUUAUUUAGCCAAUAAGUUUACUUCUGCUUCCUCUAUCAGAAUCUGUUGUUCGGGCGAUUUUACUCUUGAAAAAAAUUUCUUCAAGAAACUGUUGAAACGUGAUAAUAUAGGCUGUUGGAAAUUUAUGUCUGGAAUUUGGUGACAAUUUUCAUAACGGAUGUUCUAAAAUACAAGUCAAGUUUUCUUCCAGAAUAUUCCGUAAUUUCUCCCGAAAAUCUGAAAAUCAUCAUUUUCAACUUUAAUCCCAAAUUCAAGUGAAAAAUUUUCAACGGUACAUUUACCUUCAUCAUUUCUUUAUUAUAGUUCAUUUCCUCGACCCUUAUGUACAAAAUAUGAAAAAAAAUAUAUGCUCCCCUACAGUUAUAUAAAAUCCCCAGUAAAUUGUUACGAGAAUUCGUUGAUAAUAAGAAUAAACAAUAAACAGAGAGUAAGAUAAUAUCAUUUUCAUUGUACUUUAAGAAACCGAAAAUUCAGUAUAAAAAUUAAAGGCAUGGAUUCGUGGGGAAUAGAAAAUAGAGUGGAAUGUCAAUUUUUAUGGGAUGAAGGAGAAAUGGCCUGAAAUGAAAGUUUGAUUGUCCUUGGAAUGAUCAAUUUUCCUAUUUAAAUAUAUAACAAUGGCGAAAAAUUAAAAAAAAGAUAUUGCAGCAAGAAGUUGAUGGAAAUAUUUUCACGCGUGAGUGCAGUCCGACCAUCGAGUUGACUAUUUAAGAAGCAAAAUCUAACAGAAAAAGCACAAAAAGAAACGUUGGUAAAAAAUUAACCAAAUGUCAAAUACAUGUGCUGAAAAAAAAAAUGAAAACAUGAGCAACGAGAUUCCAGUGAGAUGAUAUUGCCGCACAAACACUGGUAGUUUACUUUUUCAAUCCAGUUGAAAAGCUCGAUACGCGAGUCAAUUUCAGUAAUGAAACGUAUCGCCAUACAGAAAACGGAAGGGGUUUUCAUUUCCUUGAGAGACUUCUCAGAAAAAUAGGUGACACACUCAAACGAGAGGGAUUACAGGGAUUGUGCAGUGGUGAACACACUUUAUCGGCUGUGUACUCCACCAAGAAAUUCAAUUUUAAAAAUUCAUUAUUAUUGAAAUAAAGCGGUGAAACAUAAGAAAUAAAAUUCCAUUUUUUAAUCAUUCAUUUACACUGUGAAAACUAGUGAGAACGAGUUUAUUUAAGAUAUUAGGCACAAAAAUGUGUUUUAUAGGAUAACUUCGUGGUGACUGAAAUUUCAAAUGUCGUCAAAUUUCACGGCUCCACUAUUCUCGGAAAUGAGCAGGAAAAAAACUAAACCUAUAAAGAUCUCCCAUUAACAAUAUAUGUAAAUAAAUUAAUUCAAAUAAGUAAUUUAUCAGACGUGUACAGACCACUAGAAAAAGCGCCUAUAAAUUUAUGAAGAGUCAACCGAAAGUAAAAGAUUCACCUACAAACAAUAAAAUGCGAUAUAACGAAAAUGUGUCAAAUUGAGCACAAAAUAGUCAUUAAUUGACUGUACUAAUUCACUAGUUAAUAACAGAGAACUGCCGACUUGGUGUGUAUAAAUAAAUGAAUAAAAAAAAUUGGUGUAUGAAAAAAUGAUGAAAAGAGCUAGUAUUAUAUACUCGAAAAACAAAAAAAUGUCACUUGAUAGUGUUAAAAGGCUAUUGAAGUAAAACUGUAUACGUCCAAAGGUGAAA
Messenger RNA from Diachasma alloeum, 5499 nucleotides. RefSeq names its product MAM domain-containing glycosylphosphatidylinositol anchor protein 1 (gene tei). Gene Ontology annotation, biological process: cell-cell adhesion. The transcript has 11 exons. Gene Ontology annotation, molecular function: cell adhesion molecule binding. Bases 721 to 2730 code for a protein of 669 amino acids. Gene Ontology annotation, cellular component: cell-cell junction. NCBI's taxonomy places the organism in Eukaryota, Metazoa, Arthropoda, Insecta, Hymenoptera, Braconidae. The record is from RefSeq and is a predicted model, not a curated record.